Molecule: messenger RNA, 1300 nt
Organism: Strongylocentrotus purpuratus (purple sea urchin)
Lineage: Eukaryota; Metazoa; Echinodermata; Echinoidea; Camarodonta; Strongylocentrotidae
Gene: Six1
Product: SIX homeobox 1
Biological process (GO): regulation of transcription by RNA polymerase II
Cellular component (GO): nucleus; transcription regulator complex
Molecular function (GO): RNA polymerase II cis-regulatory region sequence-specific DNA binding; DNA-binding transcription factor activity, RNA polymerase II-specific
Source: RefSeq, marked provisional
AGUCACUGGAUAGUCAGAAGCACUUGAAACACCGUCAAAACAAGGGCUCGUCGUGUCGCGCGCAACCUCCUCACUAUACACGCGCAUUGUUCAAGCAAGCCAAAGAGUCGCAUCAUCCUCUUCAGCCGCCACUGUCUUGCCUUCAUCUUCAUCCAGAGCAGGACUCAUCAUCCUAUCCUUGCCACGGACCUGGGCCCGGUAAAGCCACCGGUCUCCUCAUCCAUCUCUUCGCCACCAUGCUCCCGUCCUUUGGUUUUACUCAAGAGCAGGUUGCCUGCGUCUGCGAGGUUCUCCAACAAUCCGGCAACAUCGAGAGACUUGGCCGUUUUCUCUGGUCGCUACCUGCCUGUGAGCAUCUCCACAAGAAUGAAAGUGUUCUCAAAGCCAAGGCGAUUGUUGCCUUCCAUCGCGGAAAUUUUCGGGAACUUUACAAAAUUCUCGAGAGCAAUAACUUCUCACCGCAUAACCACCCAAAACUUCAGGCUCUCUGGCUGAAAGCACACUACAUCGAAGCGGAGAAAUUGCGGGGACGGCCCCUGGGUGCCGUCGGAAAAUACAGGGUCCGAAGAAAGUUUCCUCUGCCUCGUACUAUCUGGGAUGGAGAGGAGACUAGCUAUUGCUUCAAGGAGAAAUCGAGAAGUAUACUAAGAGAAUGGUACUCCCACAACCCCUAUCCUUCUCCCAGGGAGAAAAGAGAGCUGGCCGAAGCCACAGGACUGACCACGACACAAGUUAGCAACUGGUUCAAAAAUAGGCGACAGCGAGAUCGAGCAGCGGAGGCAAAAGAAAGGGAGAAUGCUGAACAAGAAAGCAAAACCAAAAUGGCUACACCAAGUACGAGUUCAGAAGAAGACCUGCCGAUGAACGGGAAAGAAAACCUGGGCGAGACGACGUCGGUUGAUAUGGGUGUAAACCAUAUGGGGCAUGUUGGACAUCAUCAUCCUCAUCAUACCCAUGGUCAUCAACACAGUCACAUCCACCCUCACCCGCAUCCGCACCCGCACCCGCACAGCCAUAGCCACAGCCACAGCCACCCUCAUGCUCACAGUCACAGUCACGGACCCGCUGGUCUCAUGAUGAGCGAACUGAGUAAAACGGGUUAUGGCAUCACGAACUUACCACCUGGCGCUGCCGAGGCGGCCGCCCAAGCUCUCGCACCGGUCAACCCCGGCGACUCGGUGCUGCAAAACUCCAUCCAAAACUCUAUGCUGCCUCACAUGGCUAAUAACCUGGUGGACAUGGGGUAAGCCAAAACAAACUUAGAGAGACCUGCUGGCCAAGUGAGUGCGUGGUUCGAAUU